AACAUCUCCGCCCCCAGCUCGCCCUGCCUCCCUAGAGCUCUCCCGGCCCGCGCGCGCGGCCAGUGCAGACCUCACGGCUCGACAGGCGGCGCGGGCGACGGUAAAAUGUCGGCUCCAGGAUCUUACCAGGCAGCUGCAGGCCCUUCUGCAAUGCCCACUGCACCCCCAACCUAUGAAGAAACAGUGGGUGUCAGCAGUUACUACCCAGCGCCCCCAGCGCCUGUGCCAGGGCCAGCCACAGGACUCAUUACAGGCCCGGAUGGGAAGGGCAUGAAUCCGCCUUCAUACUAUACCCAGCCUGUGCCUGUUCCCAAUGCCAACGCAAUUGCCGUUCAGACAGUGUAUGUGCAGCAGCCUGUCUCCUUUUAUGAUCGACCUGUCCAGAUGUGCUGUCCAUCCUGCAGCAAGAUGAUCGUGACCCAGCUGUCCUACAAUGCCGGCGCCCUCACCUGGCUGUCCUGUGGCAGUCUGUGUCUGCUGGGGUGCAUCGCUGGCUGCUGCUUCAUCCCAUUCUGCAUAGAUGCCCUGCAAGAUGUGGACCAUUACUGCCCCAACUGCAAAGCACUCCUGGGCACCUACAAGCGCUUGUAGGACUUGGUCGGCCAGCCAUAGGGGAGAUGGUAGAUACAUGCUACCGGAAGUCUCCUGACCCUUGCCCAGCCCACCCAGAAGAGGCACCUAUCUUGAUUUCAUCUCUUCAUGGGCUCCAUCUUCAUGUCUUUUGGGAGGGGGGUGGUGUCAAAAAAAAUAACAGAUCUCCAAACCCCAGAAGGUGCUGCUUGGAGUUAUGGCCUGCACAUGCAGAGACAUGGACCUUGAGUGUUUCAAGUGCUUACUGCCUGCCCAAGUCACCCUCACUAACUAACUGUGAUUGUUAUCCUGUUACCUCUCCGCUGAUCUGCCAUUGGCUGGCUCCUCUUCCUCCUCAGUGGGCCUUCCUGGUGGCAGUGUCAAAACCAGAAGCCAGUUUGCCUUACUUUCACUGUUUAGCCUGAUCUGUCUCUCCUCAUCCCUGAUGGCAGAGACCUUGCCUUAGAGACUAUGGUUCUGUAAUUGCAGACUUCUGACUCUCAGAAUCACUUUAAUUUCAUAGGUUUUUUGUUUUGUUUUCCAAGUACACAGAAGGGCUGCCAACACCCACCAGACAUAUACAGAAAGGUCACAAGUACAAAAUAAGAACAGUUGAGCCAGGGUUAGUCACAGCCCUUCCUGCUCUGCCCCACUCCUGGGGUGGGGGGCUUCUUCUCACUAUCCCGUGAGCUCCUGUUGUUCUUAAAGCCCAUGUGGAAGUUACUUGGCAGGGGGCAUUUCUAGAAUAAUUUUAAUACAUCCUUCAUUUUUCCAUUUGCUGGUGUGUUUUUAGUUUUUUUUUUUUUUUUUUAAGUUUUGAUAAACAGUCUGGCUGUGUUGCCCAGCCCAGCCUUGAACUUCUGGGUUCAAGUGGCCCUUCAGUCUUUGUCUUUCAAAUACCCAGAUCUCUAGACAUGUACUUCUGCCCCUCCUGAGGUUUUGUUUUGCUUUUCAACAAAUAGGUAAUUUCAUCCACUGCCAAGUGGAUUUGAUGUGAUUUUGAAAACCUUGUCUGUGUGGGCCUUCUUUGGGGAAUAAAGGGGACCCUGUUUGAGCCCAUACUACAAUGCUGGGAGCUUAGACGCUGGAGCACCCUCAAGAGAGCCUGAAGUAUGGUUUUAUUUUCAGAGAUGAGCUCUGUGGACCCAGCAUGGUUGUCAGUACCAGAGGCAUGUUGGGACACCUUCCAGGGUGACCACUCUGUCAUGUUUAACAUGACACAGCCCAGCCAGCUUUACAGGAGGCCCUGUUGCCAUCUGAAACACAUGCAGGAGCUGCUGCAAACAAUGAUGUGUGAAGUCAGCCCACCCCUGAACUGCAUAUUGGUUAAGAUACAGUUCUAACAAUUGUCUGAGCUGUUCACACAAUGAUCCAGGAACACUGGACAUCAUUUUAUUUUUUUUUUUUUUUUUUGCAGUGAAUUAUGGGUACCAUAUAAGACUUUGGUGUUAUCUGCUUUUAAACAAAUAAAAUCUUUGGUCACUCGGUGAGUGAUUCAGUUCACUUGCUGUGAAGAAA
This is a messenger RNA of Phodopus roborovskii (desert hamster), 2088 nucleotides long. RefSeq names its product lipopolysaccharide induced TNF factor (gene Litaf). The transcript is spliced from 4 exons. Lineage: Eukaryota; Metazoa; Chordata; Mammalia; Rodentia; Cricetidae. The coding region runs from base 106 to 591 and encodes 161 amino acids. Gene Ontology annotation, biological process: regulation of cytokine production. Gene Ontology annotation, molecular function: zinc ion binding. The record is from RefSeq and is a predicted model, not a curated record.